GGGCUCCUAACACUGUUAGAGGAAGAGAGAACGCCAACAUGGAAAGAGAGCCACAGAAAAUAAGAGAGGGGUACCUGGUUAAAAAGGCAAUGUUUAAUAAGUGGAAGCCAAUGUGGGUGACAUUACUGGAAGAUGGAAUUGAAUUCUACAAAAAGAAAAAUGAUAACAGCCCCAAAGGGAUGAUCCCAUUAAAGGGGACCGUUAUAAGUAAUCACUGCCAGGAGUUUGGUAAAAGAAUGUUUGUUUUUAAGCUCACCACAGCAAAGCUGCAGGAUCAUUAUUUUCAAGCUUCUCACCAUGAAGAAAGAGAUGCCUGGGUUAAAGAUUUUAAAAAAGCUUCAACGUGCAUUGAAAAUGGUCAGAGGUUUUCUAGGAAAUCCACAAGGAAGUCAAUCAGAUUGCCUGACACCAUUAACUUGAGCCAAUUAUAUCACUCCAUGAGAGAUCCAGAUAAAGGAAUAAAAGAUUUAAAGCUGGAAAAGGACAAAAAAGUCUUCAAUCACUGUUUUACAGGCACCUGUGUAGUGGACUGGUUAAUUGCAAACCGCUCGGUGAGAAACCGCCAAGAGGGUCUUAUGCUGGCGUCUGCCUUACUGAAUGAAGGUCACCUUCAGCCUGCUGGAGAUAUUUCCAAAAAUGCAGCACAGGGGCUAGCAGAAACGACAUUGCUCGAUAGUUCCGACGCACUGUAUUAUUUUCCAGACAGUGGCUUCUUCUGUGAAGAAAAUUCUAGUGACGAUGAUGCACUUUUCAAGGAGGAAUUUAGAGGAAAUGUGAUUAAGCAAGGAUGUUUGCUGAAACAGGGACACCGAAGGAAGAACUGGAAAGUUAGAAAAUUUGUUCUGAGGGAUGACCCGGCAUAUCUGCACUACUAUGACCCAGCUUCGGGCGAAGAUCCUUUGGGUGCUAUCCACUUGCGAGGAUGUGUCGUAACAGCUGUGGAAGACUUUUCCAAAAAGCAGGAAGUUGAAGGCAAUCUGUUUGAGAUCAUCACAGCAUCGGAGAUUCAUUACAUCUUGCAGGCUGCUUCCUCAGCUGAGCGCACUGAGUGGAUCAAAGCAAUACAAACCGCUUCCAAAAUUGGGAAAUAAAUCUAUUUAAUUUAGAUUUUUGAAUGAUUUUGAAUGUUAUUAAUAUGUUAUUAAAUGCUGCCUUUCACUGCCUAGACCUACAUAACAUACUCGAAUAGAGCUCAUUCAUUAACACUGGGCAAAUUUGAACCAGUAUACUAGUCCACUGCAGCUAAUUAGGAAUAGACUAUUAUUAUUCUGCCAUGCAACGGACAGAUGAAAGCUACUCUGUGAUUGGUCACUAUGGGUUAUUGUAAACUCAUACACUGUAAUUAAAUGGGCAUGACACAGCAAUAAUUAUAAAUAUCAAAAUAAAUAAUCCUGGUGAUCCCCACAGUGGACAUUAGUUUGGUGCCACAGCAAUGCCAUUGAUUUUACAUUAUGAUUUGUACCCUUAUUACAUGGUGGUAAAUUACAUCUACAUGGUGUAAGGGUAGAAUCGAUGGGCACUGUACUGUGCAUAUUGUGCUUUAUGGGCAUUGUGAGAAGUGACUAUACCCAAAAAACUAUUGUAUACCUCUAAUGGGGUACAAAUAGAGACAUUGUAGAGGGGUAAUUUAUUUGGGUAACUGGUGUAGUUAUUUAAAGUAUGCUAUAUGAUAUAUUAGUAAUUUGAUUAAUUUAUUUUACAUUAAAGAUUAUCACAUUGAUUUGUGAAAAAAUUGGCACAUUUGCGAAUGGAAACCAAUGUAGAACUACUCCUUACAAUAUAACAUUCCCAAUACCAGUAGUAUUAUAAUAGCAGCAUUCUUAUCUGUGCACAAUGACAAAGUCUAUAGGUCUGACCAUAGUCCCAUUUGUCUAAAUAGACUGCUCUCAGGUUACACUUUUCAGUUGUUUAUUGCAGAAAACACUUCUAAAAUAUAGGGGAAGCAGACCCUGCAGCUGCAGGGGGGCCCGGGAGGCCCUAAUUAAUUCACAAAUUCAAUAUUUGUAGAAUAGGUCAAUGUUUUGGGGCCCUAAAUUGAAUCUGCUGUAGGGCCUAGCAACAGCUAGUUACGCCACUGCGUAACUGAUUUUACUUUGCUCCAUGGAAAUGGAUGAGGUUUCUCACAAAACUAAAGGUGGCCAUACACGUAGCAACUUUGAUCUUUCGUGCGACCAUCGGUCACACGAAAGAUCGUUCCCACCCUCCACUGAUGUUCAGGGCUGAAUUGUCACAUAUGGAGGUAGAAACAAUAGAAAUUCUACCUCCUUCUGUCAAUUCAGCCCUGAACGUAGAUUUUGCUUGGGUACGAUCAAAAUCUUUUAACCUGGCUGAUUGACAAGUCAACCGAUAUCUGCAGCCUUUUGCGAUAUCGGUCGCCUCGUCGAGCCGCUAUACACGCACUGAAUGUCGUACAUCUUGUUUCAAUAUCAUUAGUGCGUGUAUGGCCAGCUUUAGAAUCAUGAGCCAGGGGUUCAUAUAAAUGAUUUUGUAAUAUAGUUGAUAAAAUGAAUGUGUGAGAAACCACUUUAUUUUAAAAUAACACAUUUAAGAGAAAACUUUGCAUAUUACUGAAUAAAGUAGUUUACCUCUAAAAA
This is a messenger RNA of Xenopus tropicalis (tropical clawed frog), 2594 nucleotides long. RefSeq names its product pleckstrin (gene plek). NCBI's taxonomy places the organism in Eukaryota, Metazoa, Chordata, Amphibia, Anura, Pipidae. The record is from RefSeq and is marked provisional. Gene Ontology annotation, biological process: intracellular signal transduction.